AUGUCAUUUUUACAGGCGUUGCUGCUGGUGACUUUUGCCCGUGGGCAAUCGUCAUGUCCAGCGGGAAUGUACCCGGCAUGGGGAGAGACAAGGUGUUGUACAAGCAAAUGUGGUCCAGGAACGAAGAUCGCUCAGUCCUGCACCCAUAACGACCCAGACAACACAGUAUGUGAAGCCUGUGGACCAGAAUACUACAACCCGUACCCAGACCAGCUUCACUGCCGGAGGAAGAACCUGUGCGACAGUGACAACGAGGAGGUCAAAGUCCUUGGCAACUCGACCGUGAACAACCAAUGCCAAUGUCAGAUUGGCUUCUUCUACAGAGUGUCCGAAGUGUGCAUGAGCGGACCCUUGUGUCCGCCUGGACGUGGGGCAACGAGAACUGGGCAAUGUGAGCCUUGUCCGCAUGGUACAUUCAGCAACCUAACAUCGCACGUCCAACCAUGUAUUCCAUGGCAAAGUUGUGGAAUGCUUGGAUUCUUACAACAUCGACCCGGGACCAGCACAUCUGAUGCUGUGUGCAUCUCUCAUCCCAUCGACGUGUUUCUGCCCACGGAACAGCCUGUGAUUAACGCGGUUACCUACAAAGAUGACGGUAACAACACGGAUAAUAUCACUGGUGAACGGCAGCCUACGGCACUUGAACCUAAAUACAUCAUAAUCAUCGGUGUCUGUGUGGGUGCGGUCUUGGUGCUAGUAGUCUUUCUGGUCGUCUGUUUGUGCAGAAGAGAAACUGAACAACACAUUGAUUUGGAGGAUGGGCAGCACGAUGAAAGCAAGACACCGCUAGGCAUACAAGAUGCCGAGGACGUGAACAGCCAGCAAAAGGACCCUGACGUGGUCCAGAACAUGGAGCUGGAGCCUCUAACGGGCGACUACAGGCAGCCGACUGAAGAGGAGGGGAGACAAGCGGCUGUUCCACCAGACGAUGGAGUUGAGACAGGUGACGACUCCAGCAUGAGUGACUCACUCUCUACCCUAUCCCGGGAGGGCGGGGCUGAACCAAACAGUGACGCGGAGCAAACAGACCCCAAACUGAGGUUCAGCACAAUGCAGUACUCCAACCUGAUUGGAGUGGAUAUGGAGACAACUAACUACAUUGAGGACCACCUGGGAAACAUGUACCUUGAACUAGCCACGCGACUUCCACUCCGCCAUGGAUGUAGCUUCACCAAGACAGACUUAGACAGCCUUCGGCACACAUACGCCUUUUAUAGUCUGAAAGAAGCCAUAAGAGAUACAGUCAACACGUGGAGGAUCAAGCAGGGGGAGGAGGCAAGCUUGGAGGGACUGCUGGUCGGACUCACCGCUUGUGGCAAGGAUGACAUGGUCAGAGAUCUAUGCAGAAUGAACAACGCUCGGAGGCCCAACAAGGGGAAGGCAACAGCCACAGCAGUAUAACGCGAGAGAGAAAGCACCAUGCCAAACUUGCACAAGAUAAUUUGAGGACGUAUUUACAAGAUGUUUGGUAGCGUGUUCGAAAGGUGCCUGUUAUAUAUAUGUUAACGACAUGUAGGGAUGUGUCUUUUGCAACAUCUUCCCUGACGUGAUGUUGUCAAAUCCUAUUAAACGAUUGCAGUAUCAAGUCGCCUCUGUGACGAACAGACCUCAAUCUAUAUACAUACUAUGUUAAAUCAGCUAUUUAUGUUGCCCUGUUGCUUCUAAAUAAAAUCCUUUGUAUGUGCAAUGCUACAUUUUGUCAUAACUCUUUUGCUUUAUACCCGGUUGUUUAGAAAUCGUAAAAAGAACUAUGAUCUUUUGAAAUUAUGUAUCAUUAAAACACAGAAUCAGUAAGAUGUUGAAGCAUUCAUGUGCUUUGAUAUGGAUGUGUUGACGCUGCUUCAAAAUGUACUAUGUAUAUCUAAAGAACACGGGUUCGUGUUGUAUCAAAUCGAGUAUCUGACAAAGAGCCAUGAGUAACAAACAAUCAUCGGCUGAGUUUUAGCAAUGCACAAAUGUAUCUACUCCUGUUGACGUUGUUUCUAACUUAUUUAUGUGCAACAUAUUCUUGUAAAUAUUGUACGUUUGCGCAACUUGAAUGCAUAAUAUAUUUUCCUGUAAAAGUAAACACUGUACUAAUACGUUUGUGAAGAUGUGAAGAACCAGUAAAGUUGCGUUUUAGAGUUUUUCACUGAAUAAGAAUUUAACAGUCUGACUAUUCAAUUCUUAUAACCCAGUGGAAAAAUCUGAAACACUCCUUUGUUGAUUCUAACCGUAUACGUACUCAUUAAUACUUUUGUUUACUUUUGCAAUGUUCAGAAAAAGAAAAGGAGUAAAGCUAUUAUGACAUUAA
Messenger RNA from Branchiostoma belcheri (Belcher's lancelet), 2293 nucleotides. RefSeq lists its product as uncharacterized. The transcript is spliced from 10 exons. Gene Ontology annotation, biological process: signal transduction. NCBI's taxonomy places the organism in Eukaryota, Metazoa, Chordata, Leptocardii, Amphioxiformes, Branchiostomatidae. The record is from RefSeq and is a predicted model, not a curated record. Bases 1 to 1401 code for a protein of 466 amino acids. Gene Ontology annotation, molecular function: protein binding.